AUGGUCGCCCUACGUAUUGUUAGCUUUCUGUUCUGCGCGCACCCAGCCGCUACCACACGGCUCGCGCCACAUCUAGGAACUUACGAGGCCGACGCGCCCACGGCGAAGAAGAUGCGAGCGAGGAGGAGCUGGGGGUACACGUUCCUCGCCUGGACGAAGAUGGCCAGCGCGAGGCCGAUCAGCGUGUACCCGAUCGUGGCGACCCAUCGCACACCCAGGCGAUCCGAGACCAGGCCCCAGGCAGGGCAGGCGACGAGCGCAACGAGCUCGUCAGCGAAGCCGAGCGUGCCGACGACGUUGCCGACGCCAUGCUUCUGGCCAAUGAGGUCGGUGACAACGAAGGAGACGGAGCUGUUGAGGAAUACGAGGAAGGAGAUGGAGAAGAGCGAGACGCCGAGGAGGUAG
Messenger RNA from Clonostachys byssicola, 405 nucleotides. NCBI's taxonomy places the organism in Eukaryota, Fungi, Ascomycota, Sordariomycetes, Hypocreales, Bionectriaceae. The record is from the annotation of a GenBank genome assembly.